AUGAAACCUCGGACACGCCGGAUAGCCUUCCACGCGGUGGGAUGUGGAGCACGCAGAAAAGGGAAGCCCACCCGAGCGCCGGGCCGGCCAGCUGCUUGCCUAAGGGACCCCCUCGACAGGAACCGCGUUUGCGCGCAGGGGGAUGGGGGGGCCCACCACGGCUGGGCGGGGGAGGGUAACGUCGGUGCCGGCCUACACCCGGGGACGCCCGGCCAACUCCCCCCCCCCCCGCCCCGCAGGCCAUGGCGCAGUAGCUCCCCGUCCGUGCCCGCUCGUCCCGCUUCAGUGACAAAGGGGAAAGCACAAAGAAUCCAGAGGCCCGGCUUUCCGGCCGCGGCCCCUUUAAGAGCAGAACCUCCCGGAGCUACCCGUCCCAACCGACCCCAACUUAACCGAAACCCAACCCGGACUUCCCCGUUACCGCUCAAAUAUUGCCAACUUUGGAUUUUCCCUCCCCCGCUAACCAAUCCGAUUGCUGUUACUAGGCAGACUUGAGCUGCUGCCGAAGG
Molecule: messenger RNA, 509 nt
Organism: Phascolarctos cinereus (koala)
Lineage: Eukaryota; Metazoa; Chordata; Mammalia; Diprotodontia; Phascolarctidae
Source: RefSeq, a predicted model, not a curated record